AUGGAUCUGAAGAAGUGUACCCGCUGUGCGGGGUUCUCCCUUAUAUCUCUUUCCCUGGUCUGCAUCACGGCCAAUGCCCUCCUACUGGUUCCUGAUGGGAAGACCUGGAGCAGUGACCAACUCAGCAUGCAUGUCUUGCUCCUGCCUGGCUUCAUCGGCGGGGGAUUGAUGGUGCUGUGGUCGGGAAUCGGAGCAGCUCUGGCAGCGGUUGCAGAUCCAGACUGGAUUACACAUUCCUUCUUGUGCUCGAUCUUCGGAAUGCUUGGUGCCAUCUACUGCCUCUCCGUGUCAGGAGUCGGCCUCAGAAUUGGACCCAAAUGCUUCAUAAACGGCGAGUGGGACUACCACUUCCAAGAAUCCGAAGGCGAUUACUUGAAGUACAAUGCUUACUGGAAUUUGUGCGAGGAGCCACUCACAGUGGUGCCCUGGAAUGUGACGCUGCUCUCGUUGCUGGUGGUUGCCUCCUGCCUGGAGAUGGUGCUGUGUGGCGUGUACCUGGUGAACGCUAUUAUUGGUGUCAUUUGUGAGAACUGGAGGAAAAAGGAGGUGGGACAGCAUGAGGUGGAGUUGUGGAGGGACCUGCUUGCUCCUGGCUAG
Molecule: messenger RNA, 597 nt
Organism: Urocitellus parryii (Arctic ground squirrel)
Lineage: Eukaryota; Metazoa; Chordata; Mammalia; Rodentia; Sciuridae
Source: RefSeq, a predicted model, not a curated record